Messenger RNA from Culex pipiens pallens (northern house mosquito), 9107 nucleotides. Its product is annotated as transcriptional activator protein Pur-alpha-like. Gene Ontology annotation, biological process: regulation of transcription by RNA polymerase II. Gene Ontology annotation, cellular component: nucleus. Gene Ontology annotation, molecular function: RNA polymerase II transcription regulatory region sequence-specific DNA binding; DNA-binding transcription factor activity, RNA polymerase II-specific; purine-rich negative regulatory element binding. The coding region runs from base 1522 to 2343 and encodes 273 amino acids. NCBI's taxonomy places the organism in Eukaryota, Metazoa, Arthropoda, Insecta, Diptera, Culicidae. The record is from RefSeq and is a predicted model, not a curated record. The transcript has 4 exons.
UGCUGCUGGCUAGCUUGGUGAUUUUUAAAAUCGUGUGAAAAACAGCAAUCCAGCUCCCGGAACGGGCCAGCAGUAUGUGGAUUACGGCCUACGGUGUCACGGAUUAGCGGAAGUUGUGGAAAGGGGCUUCGGCCAACGCGCUGACGUUUCAACAAAGGCGCCCGGACAUCGUCGUCGGAGGCAGGCCCUAGCUGGAAGGUAAAGUGAUUCGCAAUAAAAAGUGCUGGAAUAUUACUGCCUGGAAAACGCGACGUGACGGAACCCCAACCAAGUGCCAGAACGUCCAGCAGUGUGUGCAAAUCGCUGGGACAGGUCGAUUUCACCUGUGCGUUUUGUUCGUCGGUCGUCGUCGGGGGCGCCUAGUUUCAUGGAACAUCCGACACGGGAAUCGAUCUGGACGACGCGCAGCAGCUGCUGGUGGUGCCAGCCGGAUUGUACUUUGGCCACUUGAGAGGCUACCGAGGAGAGAGGGAGGAGAAGUGGUGCAGCCGCCAGUACACAAGUGCCAAAAGGAGUGUGUACAGAGGGACAGCAAUUUGAAGUGGCGGAGUUGAGGUGAAGAAUCUGCUAAAGAAGUGAAUAUCCUCCUGGUGAAGAUGAUUGUCGAAUGAGCGAAACGAAAGGAAAAGGAGUUGAUAAAGAAGUGAGUUGAGUGUGUGGAGUAGUAGAGAAGCAGGAGCAAAAGGUGUAGAAAAGAGGAAAAGUCGAGCAGCUGAAGAGUACCAGCAGUGUGCUAUCGAUUUUCAUCCAGUGAUCCAGUGUCAGAAGCACGGGAGGGAAAACACAGAGAGAACGAAGUCGUCGUCGUCGUCGCCAGAAACAGCUGAGACGCGGUGGAUCCUUGGAAGGAGGUCGUUGGGUUGGUUGGAUAUCCCGAGCGAGUGUGCGAGUGUGAGUGAGUCCCCCGUUGUCUGGACCGCGAAGAGUGUCCACGAAUGUGGGAGAUUGGCAUUCCGUAAGCGAAAAAAAGAAGAAAGUGCUGACCAAAUGCUAUGCAGCGUGAAAACUGUCGCGAUUGAUUGAUUGGGCAAACACGGUGAAGACGGAAAAAGGAUAACCCGAUUGUGGGUGGCAGCUGUGUAGUGUGUGUCAGUGUGGCGCGCACACAAGCAACGAUCGAAACAAAAGCAGCAGCAGUGUGUUUGUGUGGCGCGCGCGUGCAUGUUCUUCACGCACUCACGCACGCACGCGAGUAAAACAUCUGUUCGAAUAAAGUGAGGGAUUGCUCGCGAGAACGAGAGAGAGAGAGAACGGAACGCAUACCAGCGAUUUCGCGCGGCGUGACUCCACAAAUACCAACCCGAGCGGUCGGAGAGUGCGAGAUCCGCCGAGGAGAAGAGUGCUCAGGUUAACGACAGCAGCGUUGCCAGAUCAGCUGACUGGCUGUUGAACGACGUUCUCGCAACCCACCCUCUUUCCGCUCGGCUGAGCGCGUACAUUUUUCCUGUUGGACCCGGUUACAAAGCGGCUUAGAAAAUAAAUUUUAAUCUGACGCUCGGUUGGUUCGGUGGUGCUUCUGAGAUGUCCGACACCGGCAGUGGACACGACGGAGCCCAGAAGGACUACUCGCAAAAAAUGGAUGGCGGCGGCGGCGACUUUGACUCUGGGCAGCAGAGUCAACAGACGGAACAGGAACUGGCCACCAAGAUGCUGCAGAUUCAGUCAAAGCGGUUCUAUCUGGACGUGAAGCAGAACCGACGCGGCCGGUUCAUCAAGGUGGCCGAAAUUGGCGCCGACGGAAGGCGCAGCCAGAUCUUUCUGGCGUUGUCGACAGCGGCCGAGUUCCGGGAUCACCUGUCGACGUUCAGCGAUUAUUACGCCUCGCUGGGACCACCGAAUCCGGACAAUGUGCCCGAGGAUGGCAAGCUAAAGUCCGAAAUGAUGAUCAAGGACAACCGGCGGUACUACCUUGACCUGAAAGAGAACGUGCGGGGCCGGUUUCUGCGCGUGUCUCAGACGAUCACCCGCGGCGGUCCGCGGUCCCAGAUUGCCAUCCCGGCGCAAGGGAUGAUCGAGUUUCGCGAUGCGCUCACCGACCUGCUCGAGGAGUUCGGCACGAACGACGGCGGUUUUAAGGGCGAGCUGCCCGAGGGGCGCCACAUGCGUGUAGACAACAAAAACUUUUACUUUGACAUCGGUCAGAACAGCCGGGGCAUCUACAUGCGGGUGUCGGAGGUGAAAAGCAACUUCCGGACCGCGAUCACCGUGCCGGAAAAGUGCUGGUCGCGGUUCCGUGACAUCCUCAGCGAUUACUGCGACAAGAUGAAGAAAACGUCCGAGUCAACCACAUCGUCGAUCACUGCCGAUAACCCAUUGCAGAAGCAAACAUCAAAUAAUAUGUAAAUUAGUGACGCGAGAGAGACAGAAUUCAAACAGCAACAACAACCCCCGUCGUUUUGGCUUCGUUUCCGCUUCCUUACGUUUUUUUUUCUCCUCCUUACUGGAGUCCGUGGCCGGUUCCGUUUGGGUCCUGCUCUCAAUUGUAAAAUUAUUAAUACCAUUUAGUUAUGUUUCAUUAAUUUUUGUUUUUCGUUACGUUUCCUUAAUUUCGUUCUAAAAGAAAGAAUUAUAUAUUAAAUUAUAAAUGAAAAGGAGUAUAAAAUAUAUUAUACAAAUAGUUAUAAACGAAAAAACGAGAGAGAACAUCAGAUCUAAUCUGAAUAUAAACCGCAGUUAUAAGAAUUAAAUAAAGAGGAAAAUUUAACAAAUUAAAUUUAACACAACAAAAAACUACAAGAAGAAAAAAAUCAAUCCUUGCGCGUGCCGUUCGAAGCUGUGUGAAAUUUGCAAUCUUUUUGUGUUGUAAUGGAAAACGAAUUAUUUUUGUAAAAAAAAGAAUAUUAACUAAAAUAUAGUGUUUACGCUUUGGACAAACUUCAAUAGAGAUGAUUAGUGUAAAAUAUUAACUAUUUUGAAGUGGUUGAUCAAAAGAAAUAUUAAAUAAAAAUAUAAAUCAGAGCAGUCUAAGCAAAAUCUAAUUAGUUUCGAAAACUAGUGCUAAAAGGUUGAUCUUUCAUACACACAGAGAGAUGGCGCAGCAAAGUGUGCAGGCUCGCGUGAUGAUUGAACCUGCUAAAUUACCAAUUACAGAGGGCAAAACACACAAGCAAAAUGGAACAAACAAGCAAAAAACAACAACCGGGAAAUAUUACAAACAAACAAAAAACAAAAGGAAGCGCAGUUGAACGUAGCCGAAUUCUUAGCUGGAGCUGGCAAAACAAAUCCGAAACAAAAACAAAGCAAAAACAUUUUCCAGAAAAGCAGAGCGCAAACAAACAAAAAAUGGACUAGCAAUGAUGAAAAUGCACGCGGAGAGAGACGAUCGCGUGGUUUUUCUUUUGAUUUUCUUCAAUAAUCUAGUAGAUUGCAACUAUUCAACAAAGUAAAGUAUAACUAGAAUUUGGAGGAACCCGCUAGUCUUUCUCUCUCUGCGAGCAGUGCUGGAAACAUUUGGGGUAGACACACACAUACACGAACACACAUACAAACAUUAACACUCUCACCCACUCACAAACAGACUUGAAGAAGAUGCGACCGAGUGUAAAAAGAAGAUGAAAGUAUAAUGACAAAGUCAAUAUAUAUUACUGUUAAAUGUUACACUAAAAACAAAGGGGAAAAGCAAAGCUCUGCGCAGAUGAAUUUGUGUGAUUUUUUAUUUGUUUCUAGCGGAAAGCGAAAUGCAAAAAAGGGGCCCGAAAAGCGACACGAUCAUUGCCACAACCCACUAAAAAGAAGUAACAUUUGUUUGCGUGCAUUAGUUUCUCCAUCUCUCUCUCACCAAACACAGAAGCUCUGACGAAAUCAGAAUGAAAAAUCAGAAAUUACAAGCAAGUAGAAAAACGAAAAAAAAAAAGCGUUUCGAGAAUCAUGCGCGGCAUUGAUCGAUUACUAGGCAAGAAACAACAUGAUUGUAAAUCGGUGUGAAGAAAAAACAAAAGUAUAAGAAAGUAAACGUUAAUAAGAAAAAAAAAACAAACUGGUCGUCCGAGCAAAACGUCUCCUAGAGGCAGCAUAAAAGCGUGGAACGGGACCAACAGCUGUGAUCUACUGUGAAAUGAGAACAAUUCUCUUAAUUUACACACACCCACGUAAAUGCGAGAUGAAAUUCCCACACGUGUUAAACGAGUUUUUAAUUAUAGAUAUGUUUUAUUGCGUUUUCUUUGUUGAUGUCGCAAUACGGUCAGUGGACGAAAUUAGUAAUUUCUUUAAAAAUGGUCCAUUGACGUCGGCUAAAAGUCGAUCGUUUAUUGCCCUGUUGUUUGUUGAUUUUAGAUCUGUUUGAAAAUACAAGUUUGUUGGAAGUUUGAACCGUCUGAAAUUGUUUUAAAGGUGGUGCGGAUUAGUUACUUAAAUUGUAUCGAUUUCUUCGUUCGACAAAUUUGGUAAUAAAAUUACCACUAAGCAGAAUGCUUUCAAAAACCUUGGACUGCACGGACUAACACUGAAAGUGUUUUGAAAUCAUGUAUUUACUAUUCUUAUUUUGAGAAUUUUUCACGAAAACUUCCCUUAAAUUUUCUCAGUUCUUUGUUGUGCUCCCUGGUUAUCGCAUUCAUCUAUCAAAAUUUGGCAAACGCUCAUCGAAAUAUGUCGAUACUCGAUCGAAAAAUGACGAUCCCCAAUCGAAAUGUUGCUGUCGUUUAUUGAAAUAAUUUCUCGAACGGCAGUCGAAAUUUGGCAACCGUUAAUCGAACGAUGUCGACCAACGAUCGAAAAAUGUCGGUCUCCAGUCGCAAUUACUCGAUCGUCGAUCGAAAUUUGACAUUUUUUAAUCGAGAUAUUAUCGAUCGAAAUUUGAGGUCGGUAAUCGAAAUAUGUCGAUCAAAAUAUGUCGGUGACAAUCGCUGUUUCUCGAGCUACAAUCGACAUUUUUCGGUUGUCAAGCGUAAUAAGUCGAUCGUCGAUCGAAGUAUGUUUGUAAAUCGCAAUUUCUUGAUCCUCAAUCGAAAUUAUCUCGAAUCUAUCGAAUCGAAUCGAUGUUCGACAAUCGUGACUUGUUGAUAGCCGGUAAAACAUACCGAUCAGAAUCUAGAUCGAAAUUUUUGUUUCGAUCGGCGAUCAUUGAAAUAACGAGCUACCGUGGCCGUAAGGUUACGGAUUUCGCCUUGUAAGCGGAAGGUGAAGGGUUUGAUUCCUGGCUGGCUCGGUAAAGUCAGAUCCCUUCAAAGAGUAAAUCUGCUCACUGGGAAUCCUAAUCGACUGAGCUCGAUUCUCGUACCGGGGAGAUGAAGUUUAAAUGAGAUCGACGAUCAAAUUGUUGCGAUCGAAAGAUUUCGACGGACGUUUGACAUUUUACGGUUUAAGAUUUUUGAUCAAAUGCAUCAAUCAGGGACAUAGAUUCAAAAUUAUGUAUUGUUAGAAAAAUGUGGUUUAAAAAUAAGCUGUUUCAAAACAAAUAAUUUUCAAAAUAUUACAUGGUCAAUAUUUUGAUCCGGCGUUCGGUAGUCUCUAUCGAACUUUCUUUAAUGAAUGUGAUACCAACGGAAAAUUCUAGAAAUUCAAACUCUUUCAUAGUGUGUAUAUUUACUAUUUAAAAAAAAUAUAACAUAUUAAGUUUCCACAAAAAUUACACGCUUAGGCAUCGGAAAUUGUUUGUCGGAUUAAAUCCACAUCGGUUUCCGGAUCGGAAGGAAAGCAAAAUUUACAGAAAUUCACAAUUCAACAAUUGGACUUGUUUAAUAAAUUCCUGUCUUUAUUUUAAAUUCCUUGAAUAUUGUAAUCUAUCCAAUUAUUCUGUUUCGAUUGGAAGUUGUCGAUUUUGCACUAAGCUUGCUGGGAUUCCUAUCUGGUGAGUACACGAGAGCUCGAAGGCAUCCAUUUGCCUACUGCGAUCGAAAUAUUCCGAUCGAAAAGUAUCGAUAGAAUGCAAUAAUCAGGAUGAAAAUUUUUUAUUUCUAGCGAACCUGUAAGCUCUGAGCACUGGAAGGAAAAGGAAAAGAACGACGUGUCUAUAGGAUACGGAAACACACUCACUCAUACACACAGAACCACUCACACACACACACAUACAAACAAAAAGCUUAGAAGCUGAUAAAUCGUUUACUGCACACACACAGUUGGGAAAAAACGGAGGAUACAAAUGAAGUAAGCAAACAAUAGCGAUCAUGUUAAUUGAGGUAAAAAGAGAGUUAAAAUCACACAAAAGAAGCAACACAAACAAACAAAAAAAGGGCGGAAAUUUGUUUUUGUUUUGGGGCACUCGGUGUGGAGUAUUUUAUGAAUUUGGAACCUGAAGAAAACAAUAACAAAACAAGUUGAGCAGAAAAAAAGUUGCAAGCAAACGAUGGUUCUUUUUUUAAAUGAAAAAUGAACAAAAGCGCGAAACCAGAUUAUUAUCAAUUAUUGAAUGAAUUAUUAUCUACUGCUACCAUUACAACAAACAACAACAACAACAAAAACUAUAUUAUGAAUAUUGUGAAGAAUUUUAACUUAUGUUGUCUUUUUCUCAAGUCUAUUAUAGCGAUAAAGAAAAUAAUAAAUAUAGUAAUGAACAACAAAAAAACGACAGAUAGGAGGACAAAUAAUAAAGAGAAAAGAAAAAAAUUAAGAAAAACACAAAAAAUAUAAAAGAGAAAAUAUAAUAGGUAUAUAAUAAUGAUAAAAAUGUUCCCGAAUCGAGAUGAUGUUCAGUUAAGUCUCAAAUAAAAGAAGAAGAAAAACAGCAAACUGUGAAACAUUUGUGUUACAAAGUACAUACAAGCAAAAGCUGCGAUUGUAUCGCCUGGCGAUAAGUUGUUUUUUUUUCACUGUUUCCCCCACCCCUGCCCCGCGCGUUCAAAACGCCUAAUGUUAGUUUGUUUUUAAAUUUUCACAACAAAUUGCACACGCGCUAGCGCAGUUUCAAUUUGUUCAAACUUCGCCACAAUCAUUUGCGUGUCUCUCCCGCUCCCCCCACCCCUACUCAAAGUUGAUUUUAUGUCAUUCCUUGCGGAACACCCUGUGUGCGUUUGCAAACAAAAAGAAGAAAACAAGAUGAAACAGAAAUAAGAAGAAAAAUACAAAGUUUAUAUAUAUUUCUAUUAGCCGGUAGUCGCGCCAACCGAUAGUAUGUAACUCGAAAUAAAAAUAAAAAAUAAAGUGGUAAAUAUAUUAAAAAAUAAACACAUAUUUUUGCAUAAGUGCGCAGCCAUAACGAUUAAGCAGACGAAUGCAAACGAACGCAAAUUAUGUUCUUAAAACUCACACUCACACAGACUCAAACACACACACACACACACACAUAAAUUGCAAACACAGGGUGUUUCCCGCGCAAGUUUUUGUUUUGUUCUCUUGAGUUCCUUUCUCUCACUCUCUCACGGUCUGCUACAGGGUGAUCGGUUUCCACUCUGUUUCAGUUUUGAGUAGUAGCGCGCGCUAUACGUAAAUUUAACAAAAACAUAGAAAACAAACAAACAGAAACAAACACGAAGCUGUUCGCGCCAUUCAAGAGAAUAAUAAGAGGUAAAACAAAACAAAAAAAAAAACGACAAAUAUAUAGAUGAGAAAUUUAUUGAACAAAAAAAAAAGGAUACAGAAAAAGUAAUAAUCUAGUUUUCCCUAACACACAAUAGCAGCGAACCGACCCAGAAGAGGACACCUGAUGUGCGAAAUUUCUUAGUUUUUCCUUAGCGAUUUUCAAAUUCUUUUUAAUUUGUGUUUAUUUUUUUUUGUUUUAAAUAAGUGCUUCUCCUACGUGUAGCGUUAAUUUAUUAUUUUGUUUUCUAUUUAUACACCCUCUCACACACCUCUCUUAGGCUACCUUAUUCAAUUUUUCCCUAGCAUUUUAAUGACCAUAAACACAAACACACACACACACAGCUCAUGUGUCAAUGUUUCUGGCAUUCGCGAGAGUUUCCCCCUCUUUUUUGUUGACUAUUUAGUGAUGUAACUUUUAAUUUGUCUUGAUUUACGUACAUUAUAUUUACUCGUUUUUGUUUUUAGGUAUUCAAAUUGGAGGAAAUUAAAGCUAUGACUACCUUUAAUCGAUGAUACACAGAAGUAACGAUACAAAAUAAUAAAGAAGAAGAAGAUACAAUAUUUUUAGGUGAAAUGAAGUUUUUUGGUUUGAUUUUUUAUAUAGGAAUCUAAAUUAUUUAAUCCGUUUAUAAACGCUUUUCCUGAGAAUAACGAGAGAGAAAAAAAAAACAAAAUAGAAAAGAGAAAUCAUUAAGAUUAAACAAGUAAAAGAGUAAAAAUGAAAGGAAAACACACAAAACGUUGCUGCGAGGUUCAAACACACACAACAACCAAAAAAAAAAGGAUAAUGCUGUAGAGUUCGCGAAUCAAAUGAUCAAUCUAGAUAAACGGUUUUAUUCUUUGAUUAAGAUACUAGAGAGAAGGGCAUCCAAACCAGAUGAUGAUAACUAGAACACGAGCAUAGCAAGGGGACUGUAGAAUAUCGGAAAAUAGGGGGAAAAUAUAAGUAUAAAAACUAAAAAUAUCAACGCAAAUGGACGGUAAUGUGUGCGUAAGCUGAAUCCAUUCUGAAUAAGACACCCGGUGAGGCACGUUCUCAUACAAAACAAAAAACAAUGGUAAAUAAGCGAAAGCUGUGAUUUCAAAUCGGCUUCUCGCACAUUUUCUGCAUAAACAACUCCGCUGAAGACUAAGCAAACCAAUAUUUAAAAGAACAAUUCAGAAUCUGACGAAAGGCACAUUUGAAGUAAAGAAAACAAAACCAUAAAUUAAUAACGAAUCACUAAUUACCACAUUUUAUUACCAGUAAGCAACACCUUUGCAAAAAGAAGAAAAAAAAACCAACAUCAAUUCGAAAUCAACCGAUUUGCAACAGUAACAACAAAAUUCGGCGCGACACAGAAACAGAACAACAACAAAAAACAAGAAAUGCUGGUCCCACGAAAGUGUACGAACGAAAAUAUGGAGCCGAUACGAGUAAGAAAGAAGAAAGAAAGAACACACACGCGUACGUACCCACAAAGUACACAGAAAAACACACACACACAGAGAAGAUGCACCUAGUGUUGUAAUGGAUUAAGGAAUAAACAAGUCGACAGCUUAAAAACAGAAGGAAAAAAAAGGUGUUUUGAUUAUUUGAUUCAGGUGUUACAAUGUUAGUAGGAAAUAUACUAAUAAAUGUGAUUACAAACAACAAAAAACCAAUAAAGAACGCA